Linum trigynum is the source of this 3068-nucleotide messenger RNA. NCBI's taxonomy places the organism in Eukaryota, Viridiplantae, Streptophyta, Magnoliopsida, Malpighiales, Linaceae. The record is from the annotation of a GenBank genome assembly.
UCCGCAGUUUCUCUCCAUCGGCUUUUGCCUCCCACGUAGUUUUGAUUCAACCAGCUUCUCCGACGGUGUAGUCGUUCGAACUUGGAUAGCAGUUUCGCACGAUGCAACCCCGGGCUUCGCUUAGGAGCAAUAAGCGCCAGUGACGGUGAAAGCCCCAUUGCUCGUGCCAGAACAGUUCGCCGUCAAGUGUUGCAGCCUAGCCUUUGUACCCUUUUCUCUUGUGGCUUCUUCUGUGUCAAAUCGACGGAUACAUGUCUAAAAUAUUACAUCUUUAGAUUCAAUUCGUGUUUCUUCAUUGGUUUUGUGCUCGUGCCUCUUCACCUUUAGCUGGUUAUCUGAAUUUUUAUGAGAUGGUAAAUUGUGCUAGUCAUAGAGGCAGAAAUUGAUUUCUAUGGCGGUGUUAACGUGGGGGUUAAUCUUGAUUAUUUAGUUCUGCCUCUAAGGACAUCCGCUAUAACUCGAUCUUCAUUCCAUUGUAUUUAUUUGCUGGUAUUGUUAUUGUUUUGCUUAGAUUGGCGAUCGCUACGAAAAUGGUUUUGCUUGGUUAUGUUGGAUGGCAAUGAUUAGACAAUUAUCCGCGCUUCUGAGAGGAAUCGAUGAAGCAAAUGGAAAACUAUGGUUGAAUUUCUUAAUAUGAGCCGAAGUCUGUUGUCAAUUGUUGAGUUCAAUGUUUUCAAUCUGGGUUUUUAGUUAGAAUUUUGUAGGCUAGGUGUUUUUAUUGGCUGUGAUGAGAAUUAAAACAGCUUCAACGCCAGUUCUGCUUCUGAUAUUCUGUGAUCGAGAAAGCUGAAUUCUUUCUGAGCCAUUGAUAAUCUAGCUUCUAAUCUCAAAAUCACUUGCGCUGAAAUAAUGGUUUUUUUUGGAAAAGUGGUUCAUAGUAAAAUGAAUUUGUUUAUAUUUAACGGAUCAAGUUACUUUUUUUUUCAAGUUCUACUUUGUCAAAGAUUAUUUAUGGAAAAGUUGUACAUAGUAAAUUGAAUUUGUUUAUUUAGCGGAUCAAGUUACUUUUUUUCAAGUUCUAAUUUGUCAAAGAUGAUGAGUUCUAGCAUCUAAUGAUGAUCCAACCUACUCUUUUGAGAUGUAGUGGAGCCAAGCCCCUGUUCGCAGGGAGAACCUACUUGGUGUAAGCUACACUCCAGUGAUAUUGAUGGGUUUUUCUGAGGUUGUUCCUUCCCUUCUUCAUUUUUGUUUAAAAGUCUUUUUAUUCAAAUUUGUGUUGUGUUGUUUCUGUGUACCUGUCCUUGUUUCUAAAUUGUUUUUCUUCGUUUGCUUGUGUUGUUUCGAGUUUAACUAUACUCUGUUGCUCAAUUUUCCAUGGCUUCAGUGUCUGAAAAAACUCGUAUAGUGUUGUGUUGUCAUCAGCUUCGUCUCUUUCUAACCCCACGAGAUAGGAGUUAAAUAACAGCACUAGAUUUCAAAUGUUUCAAAAAGAUUGCUAAUUAUUCUGGGUUGAUCAAUGUGGAUGCAAUGAUGAGUAUUAAGCUUCAAAUUCCCUUGAUUGUGGGGUGGCUUUCCGGCUGCGUUAGCAAGAUGAAACAAGUUUUUGGUUCGUAUUCACUGAGCAUCUACUUGGUUCUUGUUAUGAUAAUAUUUGUGUCGUCUCUUUGGAGAACAGAAACUGAUCGAGGGACCUAUGGAUGGAGUUGCCAUGAAAUAAAAUGCACUUACAUCCAAGUUUGCCUUCGUAAAGUUACCAAUGUGAACAUAGGGAUCAUUCUGGACUUGAUUUGUGCUUUUUCUGUGAUUUCAAGUUGGUUGCAUUCCGAGUUCGUAGAAUGAGUUUUAUAAAUUGGAGCUGCAAUUGUGUUUCAUUGUUUUUACUUUUUAGGUUUCGUGCAUUGAUUUGGUCAAUGCGAAGGUCCCCAGCAGGGUGGCACGAGACUCUCUUAUUGAUUGAGGCCCACUCUAACUUUGUUAGAAAAACCUUCGCAAAGAUAAUUUCAGCCGAAUAUAUAUGAUGCUGCAGAUUCUUCAUAUUUGAAGCGUCUUGAAAAUCGGCCAAAUUCUUCUUUGCUAAUGGAUAACUAUCAAGACACUUUUUUUUUACGAAGGACAUUUGAAUUUCCAUUACUUAUGGCAGAAGCCAAAAUUAAUCAAAAAAUUAUAGAAGUGUGGCAACAACAUCAAGAUCCUGAAUCUAUUGAAAGGGCAACUGAUUUUUAGCUUGAGAAACUAACCCAGGUUGCUUUGGUGUUGCUCUUCCUUUUGAUGUGGUUGAUCUUAAUCAUUGGGUGAGCUUUAAUGGUCUUCUUGAUGGUGCCAAGUCACGCUGUUGCACGCCAAGGCUAUGACAAUAGUUGCCCUAAAGUGCUUGGAUUAAGCCAAAAAAAUUUGACCGGACAAAGUGUGCCUUGUGAAGGCCAACAGCUAAGAGUGUUCCCUCAAGUAACGCUUUAGAUUCUGCUUCAAGUGGGGAAAAAACAGUGUAGCGACUCAGCUUGCCAAUCACAAACUUGACCAUGGCCGUUCCUAACGAUGAUGCCAUAAGCCGCCUCGGGGGAAACCUUGAAGAAAGAUCCAUCACACUGUUAUCUCAAAGUCAUGAGUACUUUGUGGUGAUGGAGAGUGAUUCGAGGGUGGAUUGAGUUGAAGUCAAGUGUGGACAACUUCUUGGGGUAGAUAGUCCAGUGGUGGAAGGCAAGUGUGGCCUUUGAGAUCGUGGAGGGAAGCUAUGGUGCUUUGUUCUUUAAAAUACGUUCAUUUCUCGUUCUUCAUGCGUGCCACACAAGGAAGAUAAUCUUUUGAAUGGAGCAGAUUGGGUAUCUGAUUUUCAUAAAGUCAAGCCACUUCAAAAUGGGGGUGAGAGGGGGAGGAGCUGCUAAGGAUGGCCAAUCUUGCCCUCACCCUUCCGUCGCAUGAGGGCACGUAAAGAGAAUGUGGUGGAUCGAUUCAAAAGGGGCCGCACAUAGUGGGCAUCUCUUGGUUGAGCAGUUUCUUGAGUGGAGGUUUUCUUUCGACGCCAGGGCUCUUUUAGUGCUUCUACACAAAAAAUUUCAGGUUUGGCGGGAGGUGAGGCUCCAAAGCCACUUUCAUAUUUCUUUACUUGACAAUGAAGUAGUCACUCGCCC